Messenger RNA from Aspergillus welwitschiae, 1579 nucleotides. RefSeq names its product plasma membrane Pth11-like protein. The transcript has 4 exons. Lineage: Eukaryota; Fungi; Ascomycota; Eurotiomycetes; Eurotiales; Aspergillaceae. The coding region runs from base 194 to 1249 and encodes 351 amino acids. The record is from RefSeq and is a predicted model, not a curated record.
UUCCUAUGUACCAGCCACUUUCUAAUGCAGUCUGUCGUUAUUCGCAACCCUAUUGACUCCGUGUCGUAGGCUGGCGCUUUCAUUCCUUAAUAUCCACCUACGUUCGCUGCUAGUUGUCACUCGUUUUAUCUUUCAUUUUUUAUCUUUUCUACCAGCUAUUAUCUGCUAUUAGAGAGGACACGGGGGCGUCGCCAUGGCGGUUAGUCCGCUGGAUGUUCCGAAUAGAGGCCCCGAAUUCGUCAAAGUAACCGCCGUUUUGACAUGCAUUGCGUUCGUCCUGGUGGUCUGUCGCCUGACAUGGAAGGGCUAUGUUCAAGGCCGAUUCGCCGUAGACGAUGGGAUCAUUGCAUUCUCAAUGGGUAUGCAAAUCGUCAACACUGUUAUGGGUGAUUUAGCCUGCCACUACGCCUUUGGCCGACACAAAGCCGAUAUCGUCAGAACGGGCGGUAACGUCGUCCUUGCUCUGAAGUAUUUCUGGCUCUUCCAGAUCUUCUACAAACUUGUCCUAUGCCUCAACAAACUUUCCUUUCUCACCUUCUACCUCCGGGUCUUUCCCAACCGCAUCUUCCGCAUAAUCUGUUGGAUUACCAUCGCUCUCGUCCUCGCUAGCACCUUCGGCUUCGUCAUAGCCACCAUUUUCCAAUGCCUCCCCGUUCGCGCCAGCUGGUAUAAGCACAUACCCAAGAAGUGUGUUCAGAAUGCCCCAUUUCGUUGGUCCUGGGCGGGCUAUAAUACGGCAAUGGACAUUUGGGUGUGUCUGAUGCCACUGCCGGUGUUGGCGCAGCUACAGCUUGAUCGGAUCAGGAAAAUCGGAGUCAUACUGGUGUUCUGUAUGGGGUUGUUUGUCUGUGUGACGAGUAUCAUUCGCAUGUGGGCGAUGGAGAAAAGUACGACCACUACGGAUCAGACUUGGGGGUCGUUUGAUGCGUUGUUGUGGAGUGCCAUUGAGGCCAGCACGGGAAUCAUCUGUGCUUGCUUGCCGUUCCUAAAACACCCCAUUCAGAAGGUCUUGCCUGGUCUAUUUGGGUCAUUGUCGAAUGGAUCCAGGAAGAGUCGGAGUCGGACGAGGCCGAGCUAUCGGAUGAGUCGAUUGGGGUCGCGGUCGGGGAAUGGCACGCGGGAUGUUGAUGCUGAUAUUGGCGGAGAUGGAGAUGAUACAGAGAGCAUUGGAAGCCAGGGGCCUAUUGCGAAGAACCAGAUUAUCGUGAAGACGGGCAUUUCCAUGCACAGUGAAGCGGCAUAUCCAUGAGACUCGUGGAUUGCCAGGUGCUGGUAUUGACACGUCCGAGUCCUUAUACACACAAAGCGUACUUGGUUGUCAUUGUCUUGUUCAUCACCCAGACCAUUGGUUUCACUCUUAUUAGCUUCAUCUAAUGCUGACCCUCGCUCUUGGCACCGGCUGAGCUGCAGCCACAGUCCAUCUUGUGGUCCGGAGGUUGUCCGGAGGUUUUCCGGUCCUCCGUUAGUGGGGACUUAGCCUGCCCCUCGGCCAUCCCUAGCGUCCACUAGCCCUGAAGGCUUAUAUCGACGGGUCAAUGGCCAGCGCCAAGAGACCAGGACAAUCCUAGUCAGUGGAGAU